AUGAGUACGAAUAGAAAACGGUUAAGUGGUGACCAAUACAAAAAAAUUGCAAAAUUAAAAAGUGAAAAGUUGCAUAAUGUUUUAAAUAAAACACACAAAUUGACUGAUUUUUUUAAAAAUCCAGCUUCUACUUCUGAUAGUUGUAGUAGUAAUAGUAGCACUAACACUAUAGAUAUUCCGAAGAAAACAGAUGCUCAGGUUAGUGAAACAACAAUUAGUUUAUCUGUUGAAGUGGACAAUAUUGAACCUGAAGAUAGUUGUGGGUCAAAUGGGUUAACUAAUAUGAUAGUAAAUGAAAUCAUUUUCGAGACAGACCCAGUUAAAUGGGUUAUUAACGACGAAUUUCGCGACUAUGUUGCAAAAAAUGGUUUUAAUCAAAAUAUGACAAACGGUUUUAUUAACUCCAAACGUGUAUAUUGUGAUAAAACAAGAUAUUUGACCAACAUUAUGUUUAAUAGACGAUUGAUUAAUGGAGAAAUAAUUGUUCGUUCAUGGUUAGUUUAUUCUCCAAGUUUAGGAGUAGUUUUUUGUGGGCCUUGUCGUAUAUUUCAAACAUCUUUAGAAACUCAACUUGUUACUGAAGGAUUUAAUGAUUGGAAAAAUGCUAUUAGCCGUUUCAGUUACCACGAAAAUAGUAAAGAGCACAGAGAUGCUAUUAUUAAUUUAAAACAUAGAGGUAAUGUCUUGGGGCGUAUUGAUUAUUCAUUGAUUAAACAAUUAGAUACAGAAAUCGAAUAUUGGAGAAAUGUGUUGAAGAGAGUAGUCGAAACUAUUAAAUCGUUAGCUUCUCGUGGACUCCCAUUUCGAGGACAUGAUUCGUGUUUUGGUUCUGUACACAAUGGUAAUUAUUUAAUGUCACUCGAAUUAAUCGCAAAAUUUGAUCCGUUUUUAGCCGAUCAUAUAGUUCGUUUUGGAAAUAAAGGUAGUGGCUCUACAUCGUAUUUAUCUCACGUGGUAUGUGAUGAGUUUAUUUUAUUAAUGAUGAAAAAAUUAAAACAUAAUAUUGUUAAAGAAUUAAAAAUAUCAAAAUAUUUUUCAAUUAGUAUUGAUUCGACGCCAGAUAUUUCGCACGUCGACAAAUUAUCAUUUAUGGUGAGAUAUGUCCUCGAAACAGGUCUUCCUGUAGAACGAUUCUUAUGUUUUGUUUCAAAUCCAGGACAUAAAGCUUUAGAUUUGACUAAUGCCAUUACCAAUACUUUAAAAUCACACGAUAUUGACAUUUCUGACUGUCGAGGGCAAAGCUACGAUAAUGCUAGUAAUAUGUCAGGCCAAUACAGUGGAGUUCAGGCACGAAUAAAAGAAAUUAAUCCACUUGUUUAUUAUGUACCAUGUAGCGCACACUCGUUAAAUUUAGUUGGCAUAUCUUCUGCUGAAAGUUGCUCACAAGCAUCAAUGUUUUUUGGAUUUAUACAACAAUUAUACAACUUCUUUUCCGCAUCAACGCAUAGAUGGUCAAUUUUGCAAUUAAAUAUGAAACAUAAUGCUAAUACAAUUAAGAGUUUAUCGAAUACUAGGUGGUCGGCUCGCGCAGACGCAUGUCGAGCAUUAUAUAAUUCGUGGGACGAAAUUAUUAAUGCAUUGGUCACUAUCAAGGAUGACAUUUUCGAAAAAUGUGCUACGCGAAAUGAAUCAAAUGGUCUUUAUAAUCAAAUGCAAAAAUUAGAAACAUCAUUUAUGGUAAUUUUCUGGAAUUAUAUAUUAGAACGAUUUAAUGCAUCAAAUAAGCAACUACAAUGUGUUGAAAUUGGAAAUGAUAAAGUUUCUCAAAUUUAUACAUCACUUAUUAAUCUAGUACAAAAAACCCGAGAUAAUUUUAAUGAAUAUGAAACUAAAGCUAAAAAAAUAUCAAAGAUUACAGAGUACAAUGUUGAUAUAACUCGACAAAAAAAAAAAAAAAUACACUUCGAUGAAAAAGCUGAACAAACUGAGUUAAGUGGUGGAGAUAAAUUUCGAGUUGAAACAUUUUACCUUAUUAUUGAUAAAAUUACUAAUGAACUUGAAAAAAGACACCAGUCCUACAAAACGUUUUGUGAUUUAUUCGAAGUACUACUAAAAAUUACAUCUUUAAAUUCUUUGAAAAUAGUUGAGUCCGCCGAGAAAUUGCAAAAAAUGUACCCGAAUGAUUUGGAUAAUACAUUUUCGUCAGAAUGCUUACAUUUGCAAUCUUAUUUACUGAAUAGUAAUAUCGAUAUUGACAUCAAUAUUUUAACUCCAAUCACACUGUGUCAGUAUUUGAGAGAAAAAUCUUUACAUAUUGAAAUAUUUCCAAAUGUUGACACUGCAUUAAGAAUUUUCAUAAGUGUACCAGUAUCCAAUUGUACUACCGAGAGAUCAUUUUCAUGCCUCAAACGUGUAAAAAACUACUUAAGGUCCACUCAAAAUGAUGAGAAGUUAAACAGCUUAGCAUUAUUCUCUAUAGAAAAUGAAAUGUUAAAAGAAUUGAAUUGCGAGGAUUUAAUUGACGCAUUUGCCAAAACCAAAUGUCGACGUAAACCGAUCGUUUAA
Messenger RNA from Macrosiphum euphorbiae (potato aphid), 2505 nucleotides. The record is from the annotation of a GenBank genome assembly. NCBI's taxonomy places the organism in Eukaryota, Metazoa, Arthropoda, Insecta, Hemiptera, Aphididae.